Molecule: messenger RNA, 3034 nt
Organism: Mus musculus (house mouse)
Lineage: Eukaryota; Metazoa; Chordata; Mammalia; Rodentia; Muridae
Gene: Ubtd2
Product: ubiquitin domain containing 2
Exons: 3
Coding region: 108-812 (234 amino acids)
Cellular component (GO): cytoplasm
Source: RefSeq, marked validated
GGCGGAGGCUGAGCGGCGAGAGAGCGGCGCCUGGCCCGAGGCGGCGACGCGGGAGCAGGCUGAGGCGGCGGCCGGGACGAGCGCCCUGAGGUGGCGGCCGCGGCCCCAUGGGCGGGUGCGUGGGCGCCCAGCACGACUCUUCGGGCAGCCUCAACGAGAACUCGGACGGCACGGGAGUUGCUCUAGGUCGUAACCAGCCUUUGAAAAAGGAGAAACCAAAAUGGAAAAGUGACUAUCCCAUGACAGAUGGACAACUGCGCAGCAAGAGGGAUGAAUUCUGGGACACUGCACCAGCUUUUGAAGGCCGGAAAGAGAUCUGGGAUGCCUUGAAGGCCGCUGCACAUGCUUUUGAAAGCAAUGAUCAUGAACUGGCACAGGCAAUCAUUGACGGUGCAAACAUAACACUACCACACGGUGCACUGACAGAGUGCUACGAUGAGCUGGGGAACCGGUACCAGCUGCCAGUCUAUUGCCUGGCACCACCAAUCAACAUGAUAGAGGAAAAGAGUGACAUAGAGACUCUUGAUAUUCCUGAGCCACCUCCCAAUUCUGGACACGAAUCUCAGCUCCGCCUGCGGCUCUCCACAGGCAAAGACCUCAGGCUCGUGGUCCGCAGCACAGACACAGUGUUUCACAUGAAGAGGCGCUUACACGCCACAGAGGGCGUGGAGCCAGGCAGCCAGCGCUGGUUCUUCUCUGGCAGGCCUCUCACGGAUAAGAUGAAGCUGGAGGAGCUGAAGAUCCCCAAGGACUAUGUGGUGCAGGUUAUAGUGAGCCAGCCUGUGCAAACCCCAACACCAGUGGAGAACUGAGCUGGACUUGCCUUCUUCCAAGAUCCCGUGGCUCCUUUUUAUUGUUACCAUUUCUUACUCUUAAGGCGUGAAAUUUAUUUUCACUGCUCUGAAUUCCCUAUGAAUGGAUUUAGUUCUGAGGAAUUACCAGUGAAAAAUUCCAUCUGUGAUGGAGACCAACAAAAAUAAUAAAACACACAGAGCCAGCCUCUGAUACUCUUAUAAUUACAAUUUCUAAUUUGAAAGACAGUUAAGAAAUAGAUAACCAUUUAUUUUAAAACAUUUAUCAACUGUGUAAUGGCUGUAUUUAAAUGAUCUCGAAUGUAAACAGACACCAGACCCAUCAAAAACAGCACCAAGCACCUUUUGGACACAGAAUUUUUAUGACAUACAUGUCAAAUUUUUUUUUUUCCAGAACCAUCAAUAACAGUUACAAAACCUAAUCUUUUUUUUCUUUUAAAGUGGAACCUAAAAGAGCAUAGAGUUUUGCUUCUCUUCUGGGUUUGUAGUCCUACCCACCAGGAGGCAGUGAGACUGGGAGUUGUCAGUGUUCCUUCCCCUCCCACCAAGUUCUGCUCCCUGUUGACAUGCACUCAGUCCUGUGGCCGUCAUGCUGGCAGCGGGCACCCUCUGGCGCCCUGAGCAGCACGUUAGUAAGUAGUUAGAGCUUGUAUUCUCAGUUGAGAAGUUUCUAGUCUUGCUUCAUAGUAAUCUUAACAUAUCUGUGGACCCAGGCUUGACAGCUAGCUACUAUGUGAUGUCUUUGCUGACCCUGAUGCUCUGCGUGACCAUUUCUGUAGCUUCCUGGCCCCGCCUAUAUAUUCCUGGGCCAGGCAAGACAGAAAUGGAGUAUAGCUGCUUCCAGUCCAGAAUGAAAAGCAAUCUUCUCCUUCCUGCCUGCAGGGAAUGUGAGUAAAACCCUCUCUGCCUGUUCCUGGGAAAACUGUGCCUAUUCUAAGCCUUGGAGAAAAUUCCAAUUCAAAAUGUUCGUGUGUGAUAGCUAACUAGUGUCAUUUAAACUGCAUUGGUGGGAACAGAUGGUAGCGCCUGGCUCAGACUGGAGUGCUUUCACUUAACUCUGACUCCAGUCACUGUGGUGGCAGGGUUCCUCCCACACCUUCCCAACAAAGGUGAAUUAACCUCCAUCUGCACACUGGGCUAAGGGACUGAACAUAGUAAAUCAGGCUCACCUUCUCUGGAGAAAGCUGCCAAGGGUUAUAUUUAAUCUGGAGCCUUUUAAAAGCUGUUUUUGCCAGGCAUGUUGUACCUGCCUUUAAUCCUGGGCCUUGAGAGGUAGAAAGAGGCAGAUCUCAGAAUUUGAGACCAGCCUGGAAUACACAGCUAGUUCUAGGCCAGCCAGAGCUACUUAGUGAGACUGUGUCUUAAAAAAAAAAGUUGGUUCCCUGAGAAGGGGACUAUCAUGUGACCACACUGUCUCUGAAAGUUUGUGAGAUGUGAACAGUAGAUGAAAGAAGGGUCUGUGCUUUUCUCAGUCAGGAAAUACCAAACCUCCUAUUCGGAUAUAAAAUGCCAUUCAUAAUUUUAGUGGCAGAAUGAAACCUCUAAGCAGUUUAAAAUGUAAUUUUUAAGUAUUAAAUUUCUUAUAGCCUGUUUAAAUAUAUCUAUAAUUAUAACUUACAUUUCUGAGAACUUUAACCAUUUCCCUAAUUCUGUUCAUCAUUUAGUUUGUGAUUGUAUCUAAUUUAGAUUUGGUGGUGACUGAUCUAAAUUCAGAAGUGCACACACAGCUUUAGCAACCAAGGAUGCCCACAUUUCCAUGUGGAGGCUCUAGGGUAUUCCAGUGCAUCUCCCUCCCACCAUCAAGAAGGUUGGUUCAUUUGUCAUAUUGAAUAACAGUAUCUCAAAGUCCGUCAGUUGGAAAAGUGGUUAAACCUAUUAUUUUUCUAAAGGAAAUUUGAUGGUGUCAUGAAUAACCUGAUUGUUAAAAGGUCUUGUUUCUUGAGGGUUUGUCCUAAGAGAUUUGUGGGGUCUUUUGGUUUUUGUUUGUUUGUUUGUUUGUUUAAAUUUUAAAGGAACAUAUACUUUGAAUAACAAUCCUCCAGGCAUGGUGAGAAAAAAACCUAGGUGCUGGAAAUUGUCAAUAGGUUAAUAACCUAGGUGAGAAAAAAACAUGGUGCUGGUAAUUGUCAAUAGGUCGAUGUAAGAUUGGAUCAAUACUUGAUGUGUAUCAUUUUAGUAUGUAGGGGUUUUGUGCUUUUUUUAAAAAAAAAAAUUCAACUUUU